This is a messenger RNA of Musa acuminata subsp. malaccensis (wild Malaysian banana), 2434 nucleotides long. Its product is annotated as HVA22-like protein a. The record is from RefSeq and is a predicted model, not a curated record. NCBI's taxonomy places the organism in Eukaryota, Viridiplantae, Streptophyta, Magnoliopsida, Zingiberales, Musaceae.
UUAAAAAAAUGUGUUAGCCAUGUCAUUUGCACCAAGUGACUCUCAUGAGGCACAGGUAUAUUUAUUUCACACUAGAAUUAGGUGUUCCUGCAGUUGUAGGUGUUUUUGGAUCAAUUAAGCUUCCAUACCCAACCUGAGCCUUUGAUAUGUCUCGCUUCGUUCAAGGUGCUUGAUUCCAGGGGAUCCAAACAGUGAGAACUGACGACAAUGUUUCUUCUUUUUAUUCCCUGGGUUCAUUCUUUCCAUCCUGUGGGAACUAAGCUUCAUCCUUGAAAGCUUUUCAUUCCCUCAGAGGUAAAAUACCAUUCCACCUAGAAUAGUUAGUGAUUCUGUGCCUGGGUUCUCAGUCAAAUCUUAUAAAAAAGGUCAACAGAGUGGCAAAAGCAUGUGAAAGCCUAUGAGAAAUAUCAAUAAAUUAUUUGACACCGGAAGGUACCACAACAUAGAUGGAUAUAAAUGCAGGUUUGGUAGUCUUGCAGCAGCAAUCGAGUCUCCAAAAUGAUGGGUGAUGAAUGUUGUUCUUACAAUUGCUGAGAUCUCCAUGUUAGGUUGCUUAAUGCUUCUGAACAAGAAUUUAGAUUCUCAGAAGAAGAAGGUUGAAUGUUCACAUUGCAGAUGAAUCUUCUACUGAUGUCAACUUAAACCUUCUUUUGAACUGACUCAGGUAGUAAUUUCCUUCUCUCUUACUCUGACUAAUAAUUAUCCAAAAACUUAUUAGGUACCUCUACCUUGAUUGCUUAUGAGAAGCAGUCAAGUAUAAUCAUCUGUUGCAAGUUUGUGUUUUAUGCUUUAUUUCUGCCUUCCUUUUCUUAACUUUUCCCUUUUGGCUUAGGUGUGAAGCUUUUUGAACUCGAGGAUAUGAAGAGCUCAUUCAUGCCAAUGGUGUGUCUUGGGAAGUUUUUUAGGGUCUAUAUUUUAAGCUUGAAUUUUGAAGGCUAAACAUAAAAAAAAUACCUUGAGGGAUAAGUAUGUAAUUUUAUCAAUUGGGUGUCGGACGGGUUCGGGUAAGAAGGUUGCUGGGUCUGAUUCGGAUUCGGAGUCGGAUUACGAUUCAGUUGGGCGGGUAGUUCGUCCCGGUUGAUUCGGCCGUGUGGGUCCCACAGGCAGCACCAAAACACCAACCACGUCUGCGAUCGUGUGGCCGACGUGCGGGUCCCUUGCGCAAUCGUAAGAUGUCCCCACCGAUCAUACGAUCAAGUUCGUGUGCGACUCUUAAAGCGCGAGGCCCUCCGGCACAUCAUACGAGGGAAAGUUUGGGCGCGAAUCUUAAAGCCCGGGACGAAGGCAGAUCCCUCGUCGGCUUCGAUGAAGCGGCUGUGGUGUUAAAUAUACUCCCACGGUAUCGUUUUGCGUUGAUUGGCCCUCUUUGCAAUAGUCAUGCAGCCUUUAAUAUCAUCGGGACACGCCUUUUCGGAAAGUAGGGAGAGAGAGGAUGGAAAUUCGUCACGUCUGUUACCUACUUAGGGAACGCGAGAGUGAGAAGCGUGGGACUUCCUCCAGGCGUUCGAGCAACCGAGAGUGGAGUUGGUGUGAAGCACGCGAAAAGAAGGAAUGGGUUCCGGUGCUCUGUUUAGGUUUCUUGCUAUGAACUUCGAUGUUCUCGCCGGGCCUCUGGUUACACUUGCCUAUCCUUUGUAUGCUUCAGUGAGGGCAAUAGAAUCUAAAUCUCCUGUAGAUGAUCAGCAGUGGCUUACUUACUGGGUGUUGUAUUCUUUACUUACAAUCUUUGAGUUGACAUUUGCGAAAAUCAUAGAGUGGCUCCCCUUUUGGCCUUAUGCAAAGCUGACUUUCAGUUGCUGGUUGGUUUUGCCAUACUUCAGUGGUGCUGCAUAUGUUUAUGAACGUUUUGUGAGGCCACUGGUUUUGAAUCAUCAGACAGUGAACAUAUGGUAUGUCCCUCCAGAUAAAGGUAUCUUCAGUAAGCCAGACGAUGUUUUAGUAGCUGCAGAGAAAUUCAUUGAAGAAAAUGGACCUGAAGCAUUUGAGAAGCUUAUAAACAAGGCUGGAGGUGGGCCAAAGUCGAAGAAGAGCCACAAGCGUGUGACCUUCAACGAGGGUGAGGCUGAAAGGGAAUCCAAGUCCGGGAAAGGCAACAAACAUGUGAGAUUCAGUAAAUUGAAUGCUGAGAAGGAAUCAAAAUCUUCAAAGAGCAAUCGGUUUGUGACCUUUGCUGAGACGGAGCAUGAAAAGGAUUCAAGGACCUGGAUGGAUAGCAGUCUUACAAUCUUCGAUGAUGGUAGUCGAUAUUGGAAUUAGAACUUCAAGUCAUCUUGGCAAUCUGAAAACAUCCUAAUAGUUUGGAAACAAUACGUAACAUAGUGAUAUCCUCUCAGCUUCCUGUUGAACAGCUAGAUUCAUGGUGUUCUCGGUUUUUUCAUCCAGUGAUCUUGUAGUCUACUUCUUGCUAGUGACAAUUGAGAUAUGUGUGCACUAA